Molecule: messenger RNA, 858 nt
Organism: Salarias fasciatus (jewelled blenny)
Lineage: Eukaryota; Metazoa; Chordata; Actinopteri; Blenniiformes; Blenniidae
Gene: batf3
Product: basic leucine zipper transcription factor, ATF-like 3
Exons: 4
Coding region: 101-469 (122 amino acids)
Biological process (GO): regulation of transcription by RNA polymerase II
Cellular component (GO): nucleus
Molecular function (GO): DNA-binding transcription factor activity, RNA polymerase II-specific; RNA polymerase II cis-regulatory region sequence-specific DNA binding
Source: RefSeq, a predicted model, not a curated record
UCCUCGCUCCUCGCCUCUCGCUGCCGCCGGAGUCGCCGCCGGACUCGGACUCGAUGCCCCGUCUCGCCGCGCCCCUGUGACCCCGCCGCCACACUCCGGGAUGUCGGACUGCGACGCGCCGCGCUUCUCUCAGCGGGAGAACAACAUGGCCGCCGGGCUCUGCGAAGGAUGGGAGUGCUCGGAGGAUGAAGGCCGCCGGCUGAAGAGGAGGGAGAAGAACCGAGUCGCUGCUCAGAAGAGCCGCAAGAGGCAAACCCAGAGAGCCGACCUGCUGCACCAGGCGUGUGAGCUGCUGGAGCAGAGGAACAGGAAGCUGAGGAGGGAGGUGGAUUCUCUGUCCGAGGAGCAGCGCCUGCUGACGGAAGCGCUCUCCACCCAUGAGCCUCUCUGUCCCAUCAUGCACUGCUCCUUCACCUCCAGCGCCUCCUCCGGCCCGCAGAGCGACAGCAUGGCCGCCCGCUGCGUCUGAACACAGCCUGGUCAUUUCUCACUGCUGGAAAAUAUUUUCAAGCAUUCAAAUCAUUUAAACUGUGAUUAUUCUGCCUUCCAGAUCCAAACCUUUUAAAAACGUCUUGCCUGAUGAAGUUUUCCUGACUUAUAUCCUGAACACAUUUGUGGAAAAAGGCUGAAACUCAUCGUUUGUAUGGAAGUUUUACAGUUUGCAUUAAAUUCUGUUUUAAAGAUGAAACUGUUCUUUUCGUUUUUGAGACCCAUCUGUAAACUGACAGCUGCUGUACCGCAUCUGGACCAGCAGAGGGCGCUGUCCACCACAGAGCUGUUCAACUCUGAACUACUGCAAACAGCGCCCUCUGGUGGUGGGUGGUCAUAGUGAACUCCUGGUGGUUUGUGUCCACAAUG